Messenger RNA from Chlorocebus sabaeus (green monkey), 3718 nucleotides. RefSeq names its product CEA cell adhesion molecule 1. Gene Ontology annotation, biological process: signal transduction; regulation of immune system process. Gene Ontology annotation, molecular function: protein tyrosine kinase binding. The record is from RefSeq and is a predicted model, not a curated record. NCBI's taxonomy places the organism in Eukaryota, Metazoa, Chordata, Mammalia, Primates, Cercopithecidae. Gene Ontology annotation, cellular component: plasma membrane; cell surface.
CCCAUAGCCAGGACACAAUAGAGGUCAGUGCUGGAGAGGGGGGAUCCUCCUCCCCUGAUGAGGACAGAGGUCCCGUCAGCCUUGAUUCUCAAAGUGUGGUCUGGGAAACCAAAAUGUAGACAGAAAGAAAAGAGAAAGUAAGGACAAAGGGGCAGGAAGGAAGAAACAGAGCCUCCUGGGCAAACCCCGCCCCAGCACACAUCAUCAGACAAAGCUCCCGGCCCCAGGGAGGAGGCUCAGCAGAGAGGGUAGAAAACAGCAGAGCUGACAGUCACAGCAGCCCUGCCCGAAGCGUUCCUGGAGCCCAAGCUCUCCUCCACAGGUGAAGACAGGGCCAGUAGCAGACACCAUGGGGCACCUCUCAACCCCACUUCACAGAGUGCGUGUCCCCUGGCAGGGGCUUCUGCUCACAGCCUCACUUCUAACCUUCUGGAACCCGCCCACUACUGCCCAGCUCACUAUUGAAUCCAGGCCGUUCAAUGUCGCAGAGGGGAAGGAGGUUCUUCUACUUGCCCACAAUCUGCCCCAGAAUACUUUAGGCUACAACUGGCACAAAGGGGAAAGAGUGGAUGCCAAACGUCUAAUUGUAGCAUAUGUAAUAGGAACUCAACAAACUACCCCAGGGCCCGCACACAGCGGUCGAGAGAGAAUAUACUCCAAUGCAUCCCUGCUGAUCCAGAACGUCACCCAGAAUGACACAGGAUCCUACACCCUACAAGUCAUAAAGCAAGAUCUUGUGAAUGAAGAAGCAACUGGCCAGUUCCGGGUAUAUCCGGAGCUGCCCAAGCCCAACAUCACCAUCAACAACUCCAACCCCGUGGAGGACAAGGAUGCUGUGACCUUCACCUGUGAAUCUGAGGCUCAGGACACAACCUACCUGUGGUGGGUAAAUGGUCAGAGCCUCCCGGUCAGUUCCAGGCUGCAGCUCUCCAAUGGCAAUAAGACCCUCACUCUACUCAGUGUCUUAAGGAAUGACACAGGACCCUAUGAGUGUGAAAUACAGAACCCAGUGAGUGCCAACCGCAGUGACCCAGUCACCUUGAAUGUCACCUAUGGCCCAGACGCCCCCACCAUUUCCCCUUCAGACACCUAUUACCAUCCAGGGGCAAACCUCAGCCUCUCCUGCUCUGCGGCCUCUAACCCACCUGCACAAUAUUCCUGGCUUAUUAAUGGAACAUUCCAGCAAAGCACACAAGAGCUGUUUAUCCCCAACAUCACUGUGAAUAAUAGUGGAUCCUAUACCUGCCACGCCAAUAACUCAGUCACUGGCCACAACAGGACCACAGUCAAGAUGAUCAUAGUCUCUGAACUAAGUCCAGUAGUAGCACAGCCCCAAAUCAAAGCCAGCAAGACCACAGUCACAGAAGAUAAGGACUCUGUGAACCUGACCUGCUCCACAAAUGACACUGGAAUCUCCAUCAGUUGGUUCUUCGAGGACCAAAGUCUCCCGUCCUCAGAGAGGAUGAAGCUGUCCCAGGACAAUGCCACCCUCAGCAUAAACCCUGUCAAGAGAGAGGAUGCUGGGAAGUAUUCGUGUGAGGUCUUCAACCUAAUCAGUAAGAACCGAAGUGACCCCAUCGUGCUCAUCGUAAACUAUAAUGAUCCAGCACAAGAAAAUAGCCUCACAGCUGGGGCCAUUGCUGGCAUUGUGAUUGGAGUACUGGCCCUGGUUGUUCUGAUAGCAGCCCUGGCAUGUUUUCUGCAUUUUAGGAAGACUGGCAGGGCAACCGACCAGCGUGAUCUCACAGAGCACAAACCCUCAGUCUCCAACCACACUCAGGACCAUUCCAACGACCCACCUAACAAGAUGAAUGAAGUUACUUAUUCUACCCUGAACUUUGAAGCCCAGCAACCCACAAAACCAACUUCAGCCUCCUCAUCCCCAACAGCCACAGAAAUAAUUUAUUCAGAAGUAAAAAAGAAGUAACGAAACCUGUCCUGCUCACCGCAGUGCUGAUGUCUUUCAAGUCUCUCACCCUCAUCACUAGGAGAUUCCUUUCCCCUGUAGCGGUAGAGGGAUGGAGACAGAAAGAAUUUUCUGCUACUCUUUCUUCCUAAUAGGCACCUCCAGACUGCCUGGUCACAGCCCCUCCCUCAGUGUCAAUAGAUGAAAAGGUACAUUGGGAGUCUGUAGGAAACCCAGCUUUCUUGUCAUUGAAAUUUGGCAAAGCUGACUUUGGUAAAGAGUGGCCAAAACUUCCCCUCCCUUUCCCUUUUCCCCACCUGGACUUGUUUUAAACUUGCCUAUUCAGAGCACUCAUUCCUUCCCACCUCAGUCCGGUCCUAUCACUCUAAUUCGGAUCUGCCACAGCCUUGAGGUUAUGUCCCUUUCCAUUAAGUACAUGUGCCAGAAAACAAGAGAGCGAGAAAGGCAGUAAUGCCUUCUAUUUCUCCAAAGCCUUGUGUGAACUCACCAAACACAAGAAAAUCAAAUAUAUAACCAAUAGUGAAAUUCCACACCCUUGUCCACUGUCAGGUUGUCUACCUGUAGGAUCAGGAUCUAAGCACCUUGGUGCUUAGCUAGAAUACCACCUAGUCCUUCUGGCAAGCCUGUCUUCAGAGAAUCCACUAGAAGCAACUAGGAAAAUCACUUGCCAAAAUCCAAGGCAAUUUCUGAUGGAAAAUGCAAAAGCACAGAUAUGUUUUAAUAUCUUUAUGGGCUCUAUUCAAAGCAGUGCUGAGAGGGAGGGGGUUAUAGCUUUAGGAGGGAACCAGCUUCUGAUAAACAAUCUGCUAGGAACUUGGGAAAGGAAUCAGAGAGCUGCCCUUCAGCGAUUAUUUAAAUUAUUGUUAAAGAAUACACAAUUUGGGGUAUUGGGAUUCUUCUCCUUUUCUCUGAGACAUUCUACCAUUUUAAUUUUUGUAACUGCUUAUUUAUGUGAAAAGGGUUAUUUUUACUUAGCUUAACUAUGUAAGCCAAUCCGAUUGCCUUAGGUGAAAGAAACCACCAAAAUCCCUCAGGUCCCUUGGUCAGAAGCCUCUCAAGGUUUUUUUGUCAGAGGCUCCAAAUAGAAAAUAAGAAAAGGUUUUCUUCACUCAUGGCUAGAGCUAGAUUUCACUCAGUUUCUAGGCACCUCAGACCAAUCAUCAACUACCAUUCUGUUCCAAGUUUGCACCUGUGCAUUUUCUGUCUGCCCCCACUCACUUUCUCAGGAAACCUUGGCCUCUGCUAAGGUGUAUUUUGUCCUUGAGAAGUGGGAACACCCUACAGGGACACUAUCACUUGUGCUGCUGGCAUUGUUUACAACUAGAAAGCUGCACUGGUGCUGAUGCCCCUUGAGGAAACAGGGCUGUGAGGAGGAGGAUUGUAACUUAGGCCUAGCCUUUUUUAACAGCCUCUGAAAUUUAUCUUUUCUCCUAUGGGGUCUAUAAAUGUAUCUUAUAAUAAAAAGGAAGGACAGGAGGAAGACAGGCAAAAGUACUUCUCACCCAGUCUUCCACACCGAUGGAAUCUCUUUGGGGCUAAGAGAAAGGUUUUAUUCUAUAUUGCCUACCUGAUCUCAUGUUAGGCCUAAGAGGCUUUUUCCAAGAGGAUUAGCUUGGAGUUCUCUAUACUCAGGUACCUCUUUCAGGGUUUUCUAACCCUGAUAUGGACUGUGCAUACUUUCCCUCAUCCAUGCUAUGCUGUAUUAUUUAAUUUUUCCUGGCUAAGACCAUGUCUGAAUUAUAUAUGAAAAUUGUUAUAUGUUUUUAUAAUAAAAAUAAUAUAUCAGACAUC